Penicillium psychrosexuale is the source of this 789-nucleotide messenger RNA. Its product is annotated as DUF2293 domain-containing protein. NCBI's taxonomy places the organism in Eukaryota, Fungi, Ascomycota, Eurotiomycetes, Eurotiales, Aspergillaceae. The transcript has 3 exons. Bases 1 to 789 code for a protein of 262 amino acids. The record is from RefSeq and is a predicted model, not a curated record.
AUGGCACCAACCACUAAACCCAAAGUUCGCAAACGCAAACCACGGGCGAGAAAGAGGAAUCGUGGUAUCCGCACUCGCGAAGGCCACGCACGUCCGAUAGACGCAGGCUCGCCGGCCCAACCGCUUGCCGAAGUACUCAACGAGACGAAGAAGCGUCGCAAACCCAAGAAAAUAUGGGCCGCACUCAUUCCCGUCUCCGAUGAUCCACUCGAAAAGAAUAUUGUUGAGCAAGUACCCUUGCCAGAUGGCUACGUUCUAGUCCCCAAAGGUGAUGUAUACGUCACUCGACACUGCCGCAGUAAGACCAAAGAGUCCGAGCGAAUAGUAUACGUCGUCUACAACCGCACGGGCAAAAGAACUCUGGGAAUCCGAGUGCCCGAAGAAAUCUACACAGAAGUUCUCGAAUCAGCCGCCGCGACAAAAGAAUCACGCGCCAACGCCGUGCAAGUGCGUGAUGCUAAGGAUCUCUCCAAAUCACGGGAACUCUUGAAGAGCGAAUUCCCGCUUAUGCCGAAGGAAACCCUCAAAAUCGUCCUGGAGCAUGCCUUCCUCAAGGGGUCGGGGCGUGUAGGGCGGACAGGGAUGAUCAGUGACAAUCGAAAGACGCUAUUGGCUGUUGAGGCGCAUAUUCGACAUGUCCAUACGCCGUAUGAGAAGUUGCUCGAGGAGGGCGUUAGUCGGAAGGAUGCUCGUGAGCAGGUCUGGCCUACUAUCCAGGCUGUUGAACGGACUUGGCAGGGGUGUGAGCAGAGUAAGACUACAUUGGCUUUGCGUCCGGUUGAUAAAUAA